Messenger RNA from Hipposideros armiger (great roundleaf bat), 1007 nucleotides. RefSeq lists its product as uncharacterized. The record is from RefSeq and is a predicted model, not a curated record. Lineage: Eukaryota; Metazoa; Chordata; Mammalia; Chiroptera; Hipposideridae. Gene Ontology annotation, cellular component: mitochondrion. The transcript is spliced from 4 exons. Gene Ontology annotation, molecular function: fatty acyl-CoA hydrolase activity. Bases 344 to 946 code for a protein of 200 amino acids.
CGGGGCUGGUAGUGGCUGCGGUCAGAGGUCACGGGCUGCCAAGCCCACAGGGACCCCGCACGGGGCAGCCCUGUGUCCCCCGAAGCUGAGUCUCAGGGCACCAGGCGGCCCAGUUUUCCGCGGGAAGGGCGCUCCGCGGCCCAGGCCACCACGUCACUCGCGACCUGACCCCGCUGGGCCCGCCCCGCUCCCUGGAGACGAAAGCCACACGGGCCGCGGAGGGUUUCUUUCCCCUCCGUAAUUGUUAAUUUAACUUCAUUGUCAUCAUCAUCAUCAUCAUCAUCAUCACCAUUACCGUCACCAUCAUCAUCUUGUGUACUCUCCAAGGCGGCAAUCACCAGCUAUGGCCUCUUGGGUUCUGAGGCUGCUUCCUAAGAAUAUCCGUUUCCUGGCUACCUCAUCAGAGAACCAACGAGCUGAGGGUUGUCAUCGUCACCACGAGGCCUAUGUGUACUUCUUGCCCAUCCAGACUAGGUGGCAGGACAAUGACCAGUAUGGCCAUGUGAACAAUGCUGUGUACUACAGCUACUUCGACACUAUCAUCAACCAAUACCUGAUCAGGUACUGCGGCCUGGAAACCGGCUUGCUGACGUCUCCCAUGGUGGGGUUCAUGGUGACCAAUCAGUGCACCUUCCACACACCGGUCGGCUUUCCUCAGGUGCCAGUGGCUGCUAUGGCCGUGGAGAAAGUGGGUCACUCCAGUGUGCACUACCGCCUUGCUCUGUUUCCGCCUAAGCCCACCAAGGAGCCGCCAUCUGUUGAUCACCGCGACCUCAGUGACGGGUUUUUCUUUGGCCACCCCAAGCUGGGGCAGUUUGAUGCUGUGGCCUGUACCACUGGGCUCUCCAUCCAUGUCUUCGUGAAUCCAGCCACCAACAAGCCCAUGGGGCUUCCAGAAGACUUCAGGAGGGGACUUCUGAGGCUGAUGAGGCCGGUUUCCGCGUGAAUCACCUGUAUGUGGGGCUGCACCUGUCAGAGAAUAAAGUUUAGAUUAUUCCCUAAACUAU